CUGAUUGAAUGCACGGUAUCGCCUGGUUAUUCGAGUUCAGUUUCACAUUUUAACUUAUUAUUUUUACUUAACAUAGUUGUCAAAGAUGUAUUCUUCUUUGAUUCUGUUAUAUCUACUUGGAGCUAUUUUGGUGUCUGGUCAACAAAAGUGCUACAAUAAAAGUACCGACUUUUAUGCACUCACAGGCACGAGAACGCCUUACCAUUUGGUAGGAGGUACUCUCGAGCGACCAAAGAAAAAAUGUGAGCCACUGCAAGUGUGGGCCAUAAUUCGUCAUGGCACGCGCUAUCUGCAGGACUACGAGGUGCCAGAGUACGGCAUCGAUGGGCUAGAAAAAAUCCGAGACGAGAUCGUCGAGAAUCACCAACGAGGCGCUGGUCAUCUCUGCAGCGAGGACGUGGAAAAGAUUCGAUCUUGGCGCUUCACAGCCCACAUCAGGCCUCACGAUUCCGACGACAUGACGGAGCUUGGCCAUUACGAAAUGAGCUCGCUUGGCACGCGUUUGAAAAACUUUUUCCCGGAGAUUUUUGACGUCGAUCCCGAUCAAGUCACACCCGACGAUUUUCAGUUUCAAGCAACUAAUUUCACCCGAACGAUCGAGAGCAUGAAGUCCUUUCAAAGAGGUUUUUUCGGAAAAGUUCUCGAGGUCGAGAGUAAAGUGCCAUUGACCAACGAUGCAUUAUUGAUUCCUCAAAAGCAAUGUCCCGCGUGGAAAAAAAAGAACAGACCAGCUGACGUAAACAAAGAGCGCGAUACAUUCACCAACGGGCCCGAAUUCGACAUCAUCAAGCGAGAAGUUGCCGAAAAACUUGGUUACAACGAACCUCUAAGCUUUGAAAAAAUCAAGCCCAUGUACGAGAUGUGCCGCUGGGAGGCUGCUUGGUUUCCCAAUGAAACGUCCACUUGGUGCAUGGCCUUCACCAAAGAGCACUUGAAAUAUUACGAGUACCGCGAGGACCUGAAUUACUACUACUGCUGCGGUCCUGCUCAGAGAUUGUCUCAAAAGCUGGGCUGCUUGACUCUUAGCGACAUGUUUAAUCACUUUGAGAGCAAAAAACAGCAAGUGCCCGAUGAGCCGAGGGGCGUCUUUUAUUUCGUUCACACGCUAUCCAAUCAACAGCUCAUGGCAGCCUUGGGCAUCGCCAAAUACCCCGAAUUUGACGGCACUUCUUAUUCGACCGCUGCCAAUAGAACUUACCGCAAUUCCUUCAAUGCAGCCUUUGGUACUCAGCUGAUGGCUAUAUUUUACAAAUGCGAAGAGGACGAAAAAUCUCCCUACAAGGUACAAUUCCAACAAGCCGAGAAAGUUAUACCAAUGGAUGGUUGCGAUGACGAAGGCCUCUGUGAUUGGGAGUACUUGAAAAGCAAGUUUGGGCGUGCUGUUCAGGAAUGUAGCAUGGACGUUUGUUAUCAAAAUUUGCCCAACAGAACAACACCACCGAUUUAUUUUUAGUCUUAAAUCCGUCGUAUUAGCCGCUAAUUGACUUGAAUGAAAUAUUUUAAUUUUAUGUAUAAAACGUGAAAAAUUGAAUA
Molecule: messenger RNA, 1533 nt
Organism: Trichogramma pretiosum
Lineage: Eukaryota; Metazoa; Arthropoda; Insecta; Hymenoptera; Trichogrammatidae
Product: multiple inositol polyphosphate phosphatase 1-like
Exons: 7
Coding region: 86-1453 (455 amino acids)
Molecular function (GO): acid phosphatase activity; inositol phosphate phosphatase activity
Source: RefSeq, a predicted model, not a curated record